GCCCUAGUCCCCAAGACCAACCGCCGUGCCGUUCCUUGUCGUCACCGCCGACGACCCCACCCCAAAACUCCCCCGCCGUCCCGUCCCGCCGCGCCGCCACCGCCGCCGCCGCCACCUUCGUCCCGCACUCCCUCCUCGGGGCAUCGCGCGGCGCGCUCCUGCGGUCCCCACCCCGUCCGCGGUCUCUGGCCGCCGAGCCUCGAGGUACGAGCUAGGUCGUCUCCGUCCGGCGAUCCUCCUGCUCUCUCGGAUGCGCGCAGUCUAGGUCCCCAUGCUCCUGUGGCGUCGCAAAUGCGUCGCCGAGUGCCGCAGGCACGCCCGGGCCCCUCCCGCGGGGCAGCCAUCCCCAUCCCAUCGCCGCCGCCGCCGCCUCUCCGUGCUCGCCUCCUGGGCGCACCACCCGGACGACGAAGCCACCUCGAGCGGCGAGGAGAGGCCCAGCUGCUCCCCCCUCGGCGAGGUUUUCCGGAGAAGGGGCUGCGCACCCGGUGAGAUUACCAGGAGAAGGAGCUUUGCUCCGAGCCUGAGCUCCGCCGGCGUCGUCAGGACUCUUCAGCGCCUGGAGAGGAAGCCUGCCAUCGCGUUCGCCUACUUCAAGGACACCGAGAGCAUCGGCUUUCGGCAUGACCUCGCUACCUACACGGAGAUCAUCCGCGUCCUGUCACACAAGGGCCAGGGGAGGAUGCUGUUCUCCUUGUUCCGUGAGAUCCUCUCGCCGGCCGAUGGCGGUGGCGGUGGCCCUGAGAUCGUGCCGCUCAUGGAUCAGCUCAGAAGGACGUGCACUACUUCGUAUGCUCUCUUGUUUGCGACUAAUUCCUUGAUCACGGCAUGCACCGCUUAUUGCAGUGCACCGGACACAAUAGGGCUGUUUGGUGACCUCUUUAGGCUUGGAAUUGUCCCGUCAGUUUUGACUUGCAACAUACUUCUCAAAUUUGCAGCUGAGAGCGGUGACUCGGAGAUUGUUGUAUCGGCUUAUGAUCAAAUUAAGCUCUUUGGAUUGACUUUGGAUGCUAACUCGUUAGGCCUUAUCACCAGGUCUCUCUUUCGAGAAAAGAAGGCAGACAAAGCAUUCCAAGUGUGGGCUGAGAUGAUUGAAAUGGGGGUGAAACCAGAUAUAAAUGCAUACUCAUCAUUUAUAGCCGGUCUGUGUGAUUGCGGAAAGAUUGAUUUGGCUUAUGCUAUUCUGCAAGAGAUCAGCAGGGAGGGGGUUCAAGUUGAGCCCAUGGCUUAUAACAUGGUAAUGGAUGGGCUCUGCAAGGAAAUGAGACUGCAGGAGGUUGAAAUGCUCUUGGAGAACAAGACGAGACAAGGCUUCACCCCAGAUAUAUAUGGUUAUAGCUAUCUCAUUCGGAGUUACGGCAAAGCGGGCAACUUACUCAAGGUGUUGGAUCAUUAUCAAGCCAUGGUAUCCCAUGGUUUCGAAACAAAUUGCCACAUUGCAAGUUAUCUUCUACAAUGCUUUACGAAGUUAGGCAUGACAUCUGAGGUUACAGAGCAUUUCCAGAAACUGCGAGAUUCGGGACUCAACGUAGAUGGGGUUCUGUAUAACAUUGCCAUUUAUGCUUACUGCAAGCUUGGUAACAUGGAUGAGGCGGUUAAGCUACUGAGAGAAAUGAAGGCUGAGGGUCUGACACCUGACAGAAUUCACUAUACAUGCGUGAUCAAGGGUUAUUGUUUGAAGGGAGAUGUACCAAAUGCACGUCAAGCAUUUGAAGUGAUGCUGAAGGCAAAUGUAAAGCCAGAUGUAGUUACAUAUAACAUAUUGGCCAGUGGAUUCUGCAAGAAUGGUCUUGUUAAGGAGGUGUUUCACCUUCUAGACCAUAUGGCGGAUCAAGGGUUAGAGCCUAAUUCACUCACUUAUGGUAUAAUAAUUGAUGGGUUUUGCAGAAGUGACAACCUUAGUGAAGCUGAGGUGUUAUUUAAUAUAGUAGAAGAGAAAGGAAUCGAUCACAUUGAAGUAUUGUACAGUUCAAUGGUUUGUGGCUAUUUGCAUUCAGGCUGGACUGAUCAUGCUUACAUGCUUUUUCUUAGGGUUGCUAAGCAAGGAAAAUUUGUGGAUCAUUUCUCAUGUUCAAAGUUGAUGAGUGACCUUUGUAGGGAUGGAAAUGCCCAGGGAGCGUCAACAGUUUGCAGCAUGAUGUUAGAAAAUAAUGUUAUUCCUGAUGUAAUUUCAUAUAGCAAACUAAUAUCAGCCUAUUGUCAGACAGGAGAUAUGCACAAUGCUUGCUUAUGGUUUCAUGAUAUGGUUCAGCGAGGACUUUCUGUUGAUGUUAUUGUAUACACUGUACUAAUGAAUGGUUACUGCAAGGUUGGCCAGAUGGAAGAAGCUUGCAAAUUGUUUGAUCAGAUGAUAAACUUAGGUAUUAAGCCUGAUGUAAUUGCAUAUACCGUGCUACUGGAUGGUCACCUAAAAGAGUACCUGCAGCGGUGCUGGCAGGGCGUUAGUAAGGAGAGAAGGAUCUAUCUCCUUAGAGUAAAGCAGAACAUGUUGCUCAGCUCUAUGAAAAAAAUGGAAAUUGAACCUGAUGUACCCUUUUACACCGUAUUGAUAGAUGGACAGUGCAAAGCUGAUUUUUUGGAGGAAGCCCGGGGACAAUUUGAUGAAUUGUUGCAGAAAGGGCUUACUCCUGAUCAAUAUGUGUACACAGCUCUUAUAAGUGGAUAUUGCAGCCAGGGAGAAAUAGAGAAGGCACAAGAUCUUUUUGAAGAAAUGCAAGCCGUAGAGCUUGUGGACGCUCCGGAAGUUAUGGAUGCGGCUGACCAGAAGCAUUCCUUGUGGAGGCUCCAGAAGUUGGAGGCUCCGGAAGUCCUGGUGCAAGGUAGAACUACAGUUUGGCUGCAAAACUACAAGAGGCAGGUCAGUCAUAAUGUGGCCAAGUUCAAAUUCGCUCUCUCCACACCUACUUCUGUGUUGGGCCUUGCAAUUGGCCCCUAUGUAAGCCGCAGAGGGAAGGAUGCUACUGGUGAGGAAGUAAUCAAGCCUUAUACUCCGACUACACUGGAUUCUGUUUUUGGAUACUUUGAGCUUGUUAUAAAGGUAACUUAUCGUGAAUAUGUUCCAACCUCAUUGCAUGUCUCUUAUCGUUGAUUCUGAUGGUAAAAAGACUGUGUGACCACUUGACUAGAAUAAUUAGCUUCAUUGUACACCAUAUUAUUAAUUCACUUCUGAAGGUAUGCUGCAGCCAAAUAGUUCUUUCAGAACAUGACCAACCAUCCACACUUAUGAGCUGUUAUAUCGUGUUAACUGCUGUGUUAUGAUUGGACCAACCAAAUUCGGUUGCCAUGAAAAGCAAUGCACAGAUUUUAAAUACUGCUCCAUCUACUACCGUAUAAAUGCUUCAUAGAAUUGUCCAUUGGAUGGCACAGUAUGUACAAUUUUUAGCUAGCAGCUGUCAAGGUUGCCUUAUCCAACAUCAGUAUGUUAGCCUGUUAUAUAGUAAAAUUUGCAUGUGACUGAAAUUUUCAAGUGAGCUCCUCCUGUUCUUAUCAUCAUUAGGCUAAUUAAUUAAAAGCUAGAACGGUAAUAAUAUGAUUAUUGCUUUGUUGCAUGUCCAUUGCCAAAUGCUAACUAUGGUUCUGUGCAUGUAUUUUUCUAACUAGUGGAACCUAUAGCACUAUUAAUAUCAGUAGUCUGCUUAUGGAUUGACCAGACAUUUAUGAGUAAUUAUUGAUUAGCAAAUUUCCUUUGAAUAUUCAGACUGCCAUAAAAUCUCCUUCAUUACUUGGUAAUGACUAUUAUCCUUCUUCCUAGCACUUGGCAAUAUAUGUGUCUUCUAAUAGACAUUUCAAUCCUUGUCACAAAAGAUAUCUUUUUGCCCCUUAGAUUACAUAACAUCUUAAGCUUUUCCAUUGAUUUAUUGGUCUUACUUUGCUUGUUGGCGUUACUGCUGGAGAUGAUGAAGCCGGAAAUGAGGACAUACAUGAUCAUUUUGUGCGGUGUCUUGUGAAGUCGACCUGUAGUCCAGUGUCUUGUGGAAUUGUUUCUGUUACUAUGCUUGGACCUGUCAGUGUAGCAGUACCUUGUGGAUUAAUAAUUUUGAUUUAUGUCUCA
Molecule: messenger RNA, 4051 nt
Organism: Triticum dicoccoides
Lineage: Eukaryota; Viridiplantae; Streptophyta; Magnoliopsida; Poales; Poaceae
Product: pentatricopeptide repeat-containing protein At2g26790, mitochondrial-like
Exons: 4
Coding region: 272-3088 (938 amino acids)
Molecular function (GO): protein binding; mRNA binding
Source: RefSeq, a predicted model, not a curated record